AUGAGAGCCAACAAAGGGGAAUCUUAUCGUUUAAGACUAGUCAAAGCGGCAAUUGAUACGAAUUGGAAGUAUAUGACUGACGAUCAUACACUUACUGUCAUUGCUAUGGAUCUCGUGCCGAUCCAGCCCUAUACAACCAGAUUCGAAAACAUUGGAAUGGGUCAAAGAUAUGACGUGAUAGUCACCGCCGACCAAGCUUCUGUGGCUCGAGACUUUUGGAUUCGCGCAGUGCCGCAAACCCAAUGCUCUGAGAACGACAAUGUCAAUAACAUCAAGGACAUCCUCCACUACCACGCCCAAAUAGGGAUUCCCAAACGAAUGCUACACUUUUCGACGAUGGCUGCGUCGAUGAAAGUCUAA
This is a messenger RNA of Penicillium subrubescens, 360 nucleotides long. Its product is annotated as laccase-1. Gene Ontology annotation, molecular function: oxidoreductase activity. Bases 1 to 360 code for a protein of 119 amino acids. The transcript is spliced from 2 exons. The record is from RefSeq and is a predicted model, not a curated record. NCBI's taxonomy places the organism in Eukaryota, Fungi, Ascomycota, Eurotiomycetes, Eurotiales, Aspergillaceae.